AUGAAGCUGCUGCUGCUGUGUCUGGGGCUGACCCUGGUCUAUGCCCACCAUGAAGAGAACCAUGACGUCGUGACAAGCAACUUCGACAUGUCAAAGCUUUCUGGGGAGUGGUAUACCAUUCUCUUGGCCUCAGACGUGAAGGAAAAGGUAGAAGAACAAGGUAGCUUUAGAAUGUUUCUGGAAUCCAUCCAGGCCUUGGAUAACUCUUCUCUGUUACUGAAAUAUCAUAAAAUGAUCAAUGGAGAGUGUGUUGAACUGACUUUCGGUUGUGAUGAAACAGAAGAAGAAGGUGUAUGUAGUGCUAGCUAUGAUGGAUACAACGAGUUUCACAUAGUUGAAGCAGAUUACAAUGACUAUUUUAUUCUUUAUUACUUGAAUUACCAUAAUGAGGAAAUAAUCCAAGGGAUAGAGCUCCACGCCCGCAACCCAGAUGUGAGUCCUCAAAUCAAGAAAAGGUUUGAGGAACUUUGUGAAAACCAUGGAAUUCCAAAGGAAAAUGUGCUGGAUGUGACUAAUGCAGACCACUGUUCCCAGGACUGA
This is a messenger RNA of Phyllostomus hastatus (greater spear-nosed bat), 540 nucleotides long. RefSeq names its product major allergen Equ c 1-like. Gene Ontology annotation, molecular function: small molecule binding; odorant binding. The coding region runs from base 1 to 540 and encodes 179 amino acids. NCBI's taxonomy places the organism in Eukaryota, Metazoa, Chordata, Mammalia, Chiroptera, Phyllostomidae. The record is from RefSeq and is a predicted model, not a curated record. The transcript has 6 exons.